GGAUUGAAAUUGACAGCUCUACACGUGCCAGGAUCCGUUCAGAGCGGGGACGCCGUGCGACUCCUGUGCGAAUAUGACCUCGACAGCGAAACCCUGUACUCAGUGAAAUGGUACAAGAAUAACAUCGAAUUCUUCAGAUAUCUCCCGUCAGAUCCUAUGCCGGGACAGGUGUAUGAACUGCCGGGAAUGUUUGUUGACCCCACGAGGUCGACGAAGAAUACAGUGUAUUUAGCGCGCACCGACAUAAACUCCGAAGGCGUUUAUGGCUGCGAGGUCUCGACCGAAGGUCCCGCAUACCAGACCGUUCGCGGAGAGAAGGAAAUGCGGAUUUACGUGCUCCCCGAGGAAGGACCCGUCAUACAGGGCUUGUCAAAUAGUUACCACGUCGGCGACGUUGUCAACGCCACGUGUUACUCAAGACCCUCCAGACCGCGAGCGAUGUUGCGUUGGUUCAUCAAUAAUCAAACGCCUUCCGGAUUGCACCAAAUAUUACAUUCGGGAGCGAUGCGUCACGACAACGGGUUGCAGUCCAUGAGCUCUAACAUACAGUUCACCGUGAGGCAAACCGACGUCGCACGAGGCCGCCUUGAGCUCAAGUGCAUGGCAUACACGCUUCAAACCGAGGGCCGAUUCUCGGAGGAGCUAGUGAUGGGGGACCGCUACCUGCCGAAGAGGACAACCAACAAGAGAGAUCGACCGACAGGAGAACCCCGCGUCACGCCGAUGAUCCACGCUCCGAAAGAUCGCUACGACGUGGGCGACGAGGCCAAUCUCAACUGCACGUUAGGAGAAGUCGACAAGAUAGUCACGCUCCAAUGGUACAUCAACGAUAAGGAAGCUCGUCCGGAAAACUUGAGGAAGUUCAACGGAGGCAGCAUCUUGAACCUCAGAAUCCGCCUUCAGCCAAACCAUUUCCCCAACGAUGAACUCAAACUGAAAUGCACCGCCACGAUUUCGAGAGAAGUCACUCAAAGCAGCGAUGCGUUUGCCUACGAGGCCAACAAAUAUGUCUCCGGGCUUCAUCUGAAGUCAGCUGGUACUUCAUGGCUCAGACAACAAAACCUGCAUCCUUUGCAAGCGGUCCACGGCCGACCGCCUGUUAUGCUCCAAGCCGCUCCUGAAGGAACGUGUGCCAACGCCAUUGUCGAGUGA
This is a messenger RNA of Galendromus occidentalis (western predatory mite), 1152 nucleotides long. RefSeq lists its product as uncharacterized. The annotation marks the transcript as partial. The record is from RefSeq and is a predicted model, not a curated record. NCBI's taxonomy places the organism in Eukaryota, Metazoa, Arthropoda, Arachnida, Mesostigmata, Phytoseiidae. The transcript has 8 exons.